Messenger RNA from Ziziphus jujuba (common jujube), 2324 nucleotides. Its product is annotated as sodium/hydrogen exchanger 2. Gene Ontology annotation, molecular function: sodium:proton antiporter activity. Gene Ontology annotation, biological process: proton transmembrane transport; regulation of pH; sodium ion transport. Gene Ontology annotation, cellular component: membrane. The coding region runs from base 470 to 2077 and encodes 535 amino acids. The transcript is spliced from 15 exons. The record is from RefSeq and is a predicted model, not a curated record. NCBI's taxonomy places the organism in Eukaryota, Viridiplantae, Streptophyta, Magnoliopsida, Rosales, Rhamnaceae.
UAGCGUAGAUUCCACAAAAAGGUAGUAUAGUCUUUCUAGCUCGCUGCUUAAUUCUUACAGAAACAUUUGUGGUUGAUGGAUCGGACGGCGUACAUAUGAAGAUGAGAGAUAGCUUCCCGUGUUGGCUACUACACCGUAUAAACAACACCCUUGCACCUUCCUUUCGCGGUCUUUCCCGUCUCCGCACCUGUGUCAACAUACAAUAUUCCUAUUCUUAUUCCUUUCCAGCAUCAACCAAAGGAACAAAGAUUCUUUCUCUCUUUAGCCACUUCAAAUUUGCAUCCGAUUUGUAUGGCACACACAGUUUACCCCAUGCAAAAGGAAAUGGAGGGUUAACAUGGCAUCUGAAUUUAUUUAGCUCGACUGGGAAUUUCUUUGAGCGCAAAGACUUUAAGAGAGCCAUUUUUUUAUGUUGAAUCUUUCUAGGGGGUGAGCUUUUUAGACCAUUUUUGAAAUUUGAGGUGGCACCAUGGGAUUCAGUUUGGGGUCUCUUCUUGGGGGGUUGAGAUCGGGCCCCGAUGAAGCUUCGGUAAAUUCUGUUACUCUAUUUGUGUUGCUCCUUUGUUCCUGCAUUGUGAUUGGUCAUCUUUUGGAGAAGAACAGAUGGAUGACUGAAUCAGUUACUGCCCUUGUCAUUGGUCUGUGUUCUGGAAUUAUUAUUCUACUAACCACUGAGGGAAAAAGCUCGCGCCUUUUACUUUUCAAUGAAGAAUUUUUUUUCAUUUAUCUUCUUCCACCGAUUAUAUUCAAUGCUGGUUUCCAGGUCAAAAAGAAGCAGUUUUUCCGAAACUUUAUCACAAUCAGCUUGUUUGGUGCUGUUGGUAGCUUGAUAUCAUUUGUCAUAAUAUGGCUUGGUACAUUACAGUUAUUCAAAAGUUUGGAUAUUGGCUUCUUGGAAGUGAAAGACUAUCUUGCACUGGGAGCGAUCUUUUCUGCUACAGAUUCAGUUUGCACCUUGCAGGUGCUUAAUCAGGAUGAAACACCUUUACUCUACAGUCUAGUCUUUGGAGAAGGUGUGGUAAACGAUGCCACAUCUGUGGUACUUUUCAAUGCAAUCCAGAAAUUUGAUCUCUCUCACAUCAGCUCAACCAUUGCGUUUCAGUUUGUUGGAAAUUUUUUAUAUCUAUUUUUGACAAGCACAUUCCUUGGUGUGGCAGUUGGAUUGCUUAGUGCAUAUGUCAUAAAGAAGUUGUACUUUGGCAGGCAUUCUACUGAUCGUGAAGUUGCGCUUAUGGUUUUAAUGGCUUAUCUUUCUUAUAUGGUGGCAGAACUAUUUGAUUUGAGUGGCAUUCUUACUGUAUUCUUUUGCGGGAUUGUUAAUUCACACUAUACCUGGCAUAAUAUGACUGAGAGCUCAAAAGUAACAACCAAGCAUACUUUUGCAACAUUUUCAUUUGUUGCAGAGAUUUUCAUCUUCCUAUAUGUUGGUAUGGAUGCCUUGGACAUUGAGAAGUGGAAUUUUGUAAGCAAAAGCCCUGGAAAAUCAGUUGGGGUCAGUGCAAUAUUGCUUUUCCUGGUUUUGGUUGGAAGAGCAGCUUUUGUAUUCCCUCUGUCCUUUGUAUCCAACUUAACAAGGAGGUCUCAGAGUGAGAAAAUUGGGUUCAAGCAGCAGGUUACAAUAUGGUGGGCUGGACUCAUGCGAGGAGCUGUAUCCAUCGCACUUGCUUAUAAACAGUUUACAAUGUCAGGGCAUACUCAACUACCAGGCAAUGCAGUCAUGAUUACCAGUACCAUUACAGUUGUUCUUUUCACUACUGUGGUGGGUGGAUUAUUGACCAAGCCUCUCAUAAGGAUGUUGCUACCACAGCCUAAACAAUCAAGCAGCAUGCUGUCCUCUGAAACUUCUCAGAAGUCUCUAACUGUGCCGCUUCUCGCUAAUGGCCAAGAUUCAGAAGCUGACUUGGGUGCCAACCACAUUCCUCGUCCAACUAGUCUGCGGAUGCUCUUGGCAAGGCCAAGUCGCUCAGUUCAUUAUUACUGGCGAAUGUUUGACGAUGCUUGCAUGCGUCCCGUGUUCGGUGGCAGGGGUUUUGUUCCUCCAGUCCUUGAUUCACCCAAGGAAGACAUUUUGCACUAGAAGCAAAAAAUAUACUACAGUAGCCUGUAGGAUAUUGAGGUUGUGUGAUAUAUAGAUAGUGUAGCUACCGGUUCUGGUGGUAAUUUUGUUGAUAAUAUAGCAAAUAUUGUUGUAUUUUUCACUCUUUGUAUAAAUUAUUAAUCCAGGCAUAUAUGCCGACUCUAAGUAACUUUGUCAAGGAGGAUGGUACACAACCUUAGUUGUAAUUAAAUAAUUUUGAAAAGCAGAUUCCGAGCUUGAACUUUUA